GGCCAAUCCCUCGACGUCCCCGUUCAGCGUCGCCGCCGUCCCCUUGCCCUAGCCAUCACCUCCCCUCCUCCUCUCCAGCUCCCGAGAUCGCCGCCGCUGAGCGUCGCCGCCGGGUCAGCGCCGUCUACUCCUCCUCGCCAUCGAACUCACCCCUCGUCAUCAGCCACGCCUCCGAUGGCAUUUGAGCUCAGCCCUCAGGUUCAUCGCCGCCUCCGGAGCUCGACCAAGCCCUCGACGUCUGCCCUCAUGGCUUCGAACAAAUUGAAAGAGUCGACGUCUUCGAAUUCUUCAAAAUCAAAGCCUACCUCUUCUAAAUGCAAUAAUCCUCCAACUUCGUAAGUAAUUUGCCAUGAUAUAUUUAAUUUUUAACUCUUUCUGAAUUAUAAUUUUUGUUGUAAGCCAUGAUGUAUAAUGUUUGUGUUAAUAAACUUGUUAAUAUGCGUCUUAAUUUGCCCAAAUAUAUUUAAUUUUUAACUCUUUCUGAAUUAUAAUUUUCUUGUAGGGCUAAGAUAACACACUUGAGAAUUCCGGCCAAUUUGUGUUAUUUUCGAGAUUUAAUUGAUAAGCGAAUAAAAUUAGAUGAAAGACACCUAAAAGCCCUACAGACGACACCUUUUCACAGCUUUCUCAAUAUACCCACAUCCUUGAGCAAUGAGCAAAUAGCAAUUGAUUGCUUGAUUCAAAAUUUUAAUCCUGAUAAAUGCUCAUUCAUGAUUGGGAAUAAAAAUUGUGUGUUCGGUAUAGAUGAUAUUCACCGAAUUACCGGAUUGCCAAAGGAGGGAAUUCCGAUAAAAAUGAGUGGGGCAGCGGCUAAUACAAUCUACACCUAUUUUGUAAAGAAUUAUAAGAAAGCCGAUGAGGAAAAGAAGGCGGUGAUUUCGGGGAAGCGCGAUAGAAUGGCCGAGAUGAUUGUAGAUAUGAUUAAUGAAGACCCUAUAAUAUGUGUGAAACUUAUUGUGGCUUUCAUUAUCGGCUUCAUAUUAUGCCCGCGGACAUGUAAGACAUGUCCCUUGUGGGCGUUUAGAUAUGCGGAGCAGUUAUCAACUUUGCAUAAAUAUAAUUGGUGCCAUGCGGUGUUCACUCUUCUUUGCAAAGAGAUGAGUAAAUCAAAGAAGUCUCUUAGUAUGCGGGAAUUAGGUCAGCGCUCAAAUGCCGGGUACAUGGGUGGUUUUUCCUCCGUUUUACUGGUUUGGUUUUAUGAAAAAGUAGGGGAAUUAGAGUACACUUCAGAUAUUGAAAGGUUACCGCCGCUCUUUUGUGUGAAGAGUACUGGAAAGUGGAGGAGGACUACUAUGAACAAAUUAUAUAGAGUCCCGAAGUUGGUUACGGAUAAUGGCCAAGAGAAUACUCCUCUUAUUCAUACGGCAUCGCCAAUAGUAUUUGAAUCAAGGAAAGCUGAAUUAAUUUUCUUAAUUGCGGAGAAGACGUACGAGUUGAAUGAGCUCACUACAGAAUUACGAGAAUUAGAAGAGCGUAGUGCUAGAUGCCAAAAAAAACCAAGGAGAAAGAGGAUGACGGAAAUGUAACUGAAGAAAAAAAAUCAAAGAGGAUAUGGAAGCUAAGGAAUAUGAGAAUUUGGAAGGAACUGGGGAAGCCGAUUUAUGUGAUGACUUUGUGAUGAGCGCAAGAGACGUGAGAAUUUUAGAAGAUGCUCGAGAUGUUUCUCAAAAAGAUGAAGGUGGUAAUGAGAAUAACAGAGAAACGCCAUCUAUCAAACGGGCUGUCGGAAAGAGGGAGAGGAAGGAUGGACCCUCUGUUACUUCACCUUAUAUGCCUCUAGAUCAACCAAAGGAAGGCACAAAGAAGAGACGUGUCAUCCAGAUAUUGGAUAGUCCUGAUGGGAAAAAAAAGUACAAAAAUGAAGAAGGCUUCAUACCUACAUCUAGAGACUAUCCAGGUAAGGCACUGGCGUUUGAUUAUGAGAACAAAUUAAUUGAAGACUUUCUACAAUCGAGAAUGAACAGUGAUACGUACAUUUGGAAGUGUGCCGAAGCAAGCGUAUCUCGCUUAGAUGCUUAUAUACUAUUAACGGGAGGUGAACUCAGUGACGAUGUGAUCGAUGCAUUUGUUAUUCGGCUUUGUAACAAGAUUGAAACAACUGAUAGUUAUGAUCGAAAGAUACAUGUCACAAGACCUUGGCUUGCACAAGCAUUUCUAGAAGGAAAUCUUGAAAUGGUGGCAAAACGAAUGAAGGAAAAUGUUUCUCAGCAGAAGUUCUUGGAGUGUGAAAGAAUUCUGAUCCCGAUUGUCAGCUCCGGACAUUGGCACCUGGUAGAGUUAGUGAGAGAGGAGACAAAAUUCUAUCACUACUCCUCAAUCAACUCCCCCAUUUAUACCGCCGAUGCUGUGAAAUUUAUAAAUAAGUUUAUGAGUUUCAUUGAGAGUAAUUGGGGAUUGGGGAAAUUGGAGCAUCAUGGUCUUGUGUCAGUUACCGUGCCACAACAAGGACCGUAA
Molecule: messenger RNA, 2454 nt
Organism: Asparagus officinalis (garden asparagus)
Lineage: Eukaryota; Viridiplantae; Streptophyta; Magnoliopsida; Asparagales; Asparagaceae
Exons: 7
Coding region: 1552-2454 (300 amino acids)
Biological process (GO): proteolysis
Molecular function (GO): cysteine-type peptidase activity
Source: RefSeq, a predicted model, not a curated record